Messenger RNA from Fopius arisanus, 3859 nucleotides. Its product is annotated as glutamate receptor ionotropic, kainate 2-like. Gene Ontology annotation, biological process: monoatomic ion transport; modulation of chemical synaptic transmission; synaptic transmission, glutamatergic. Gene Ontology annotation, cellular component: postsynaptic density membrane; plasma membrane. The record is from RefSeq and is a predicted model, not a curated record. Gene Ontology annotation, molecular function: glutamate receptor activity; transmitter-gated monoatomic ion channel activity involved in regulation of postsynaptic membrane potential. The coding region runs from base 400 to 3108 and encodes 902 amino acids. The transcript is spliced from 13 exons. NCBI's taxonomy places the organism in Eukaryota, Metazoa, Arthropoda, Insecta, Hymenoptera, Braconidae.
AAAACCGUGAGCCGCAUGAUACAAGUGAAAUCAAAGAGCUUAAGAGAAUUUAUUUUAAUACUCAAUCCCCAUUGAUUCAAGCAACUAAAUAAUUUUCAAAAAAAAUCUUUCAAAAAAUUUUUGAAAUGUGAAUUUUGGAGUGCAUUUGAUGGAGUAGAUAUAUCUCGACAAUUCCGUGCGUACAUCUACGCCUAUGUUCACGUGACCGUUUGUAGCUAAAUAUAUCGGGAACCGUACUCACCCAAAUUUGUUGUCCAUGCACGCAACAUAUGAUGAGGCAAUAGUCGAUGGUUCUCUCAAAAAAUUUCGUUCGAGUGUUCUAACAAUCCAAAAAAUAGCAGCAAUAAGUGAAGUAAAACAUUAGUGUCAUUUGGAUCACAUGUGAUUUUUGGUAGCAGAAUGAAAAUGGUGAUGGUCUUCAAUAAUUUAAUAUUACUUGUCAUUGUUGUUCCACUCGUACUUGCUACCAGAAAGAAAAUAACCAUCGGUGGGCUUUUUCAUGAUGAUGAUAUGAGUAGGAAAGCAUUUGCCAUUUCAAUAGAAGAUGUUAAUAUAAUGCGACGCAAUUUAACUGAAGAAUUACCAAAUAUAUUUUUUGUUGCCGAUACCCCAUCAUUGAGUGGCGAUACAUUUGAUAUUUCUCAGUCUGUAUGUUCCUUGGUGUACGAUGGUAUUGCUGCAAUUAUUGGUCCACACGAUAAGUCAAUGUCAGCUCAUGUUCAAAGUAUGUGCGAUACAAUGGAUAUACCAAACAUCAUUACCCGAUGGGAUUCUGAUUCAUUUAGAAUGAAAGCCGUCAACUUGUAUCCACACGCAAACACACUUUCCCAGAUAUUUCCUGACCUAGUGAUGGAAUUCAAAUGGAAAUCUUUUACCAUUAUUUACGAUAAUAUAGACAGCUUAAUCCGCAUGGAUAAGCUAUUGGAGAGGUGGGAUCCUAAAGGUUAUCCUAUAACUCUACGUCAUUUAGGAGAUGGCCCAAAUUUUAGACAGAUUCUCAAAAAAAUUAAAAAUUCGGGUGAAAAAAAUUUAGUUAUUGAUUGUUCAUUUGAGAUUUUAGAGCAAGUUCUCUUACAAUCACAACAAGUUGGUUUAUUAUCUGAGAGACACAAAAUACUCAUCAGUUCAUUGGAUCUACAAGCUUUAAAUCUUGAGCCAUUCCAAUAUUCAGGGGCGAAUAUCACUGGAAUUCGCCUCGUUGAUCCACAUGAUGAUGAAUUACAACAUCUAUUCAGUGAUGUUCCAUAUAAAAUGGGUAUUGAAGAUCUUUCAAAAAUGUCAUUACAUUCUGCUCUGGUGUACGAUGCAGUACAAUUGUUUGCUAGAGCAUUCAAGCAUUUUGAGGAUGCUGCAACGGGACACGCUCGAACUUUGAAAUGCGAUGGAGUUGAUAGCUGGGAAUAUGGAAGUACCUUGAGUAACUUUAUACGUUCGAUUGAAAUGAAGGGACUGACAGGUCUCAUAAAAUUCCAUACUAGUGGAUUUCGCAGUGAUUUUCAAGUAGAUAUUAUACAAUUGGAUGAGCAAGGUUUAUAUUCAAUUGGCACAUGGAACAGUACAACCGGUAUCGAAUGGAAAGCACAAUCACAUGAUAAAACUGUGGGAAUUGAAGAGGAUUUGGCAAACAAAACAUUUACUAUUUUAAUUUCCUUGCUGGACCCUUACAAUAUGUUGAAGAAAUCGGCAACAAUGAAAACAGGAAAUGACCGUUAUGAAGGAUUUGCCAUCGACAUCAUUCAUGAGCUUAGUAAAACGCUUCAUUUCAAUUAUACAUUGGUUGAACAAGUUGAUAAAAACACUGGUAAGCCAGAUGCUAAUGGAAAAUGGUCAGGAAUGCUCGGGAAAAUCAUAAGUGGUGAUGCAGACUUGGCAAUCACAGAUAUUACUAUUACCGCUGCGCGUGAAAAAGUUGUUGAUUUUACUAUGCCAUUCUUGAACCUUGGUAUUAGUAUUCUUUUUAGAAAACCCUCUAAAGCGGCCCCAAGUUUAUUCUCCUUCCUUUCUCCAAUGGCAGGAGACGUAUGGUUAUAUCUCAUAGGCGCAUACACAUUAACAUCUACUCUUCUCUUCUUAAUCGGUAGAAUGUGCCCCGCAGAAUGGAAUAACCCACAUCCAUGUAUCAAAGAGCCUACGGAACUUGAAAAUCAAUUUACUUUACCGAAUGCUUUUUCCUUUACAAUUGGAGCUAUAAUGCAGCAAGGAUCUGAUGUUGCCCCAAUUGGCACUUCAACGAGGAUGUUAGCAAUUGCCUGGUGGUUCUUCUCACUGAUCAUUGCUAACUCAUAUAUUGCCAAUCUUGCCGCUUUUCUCGUGGUAGAGACUAGCGUCAGACCUAUUAAAUCUGCUGAAGAUCUUGCUAAUCUAAAUGGCUUUAUAAAAUAUGGAGCAAAAAAAGAUGGGGCUACGUAUCAAUUUUUUAAGGAUUCCAAUCAUUCAACUUAUGUUAAAAUGUACAACUACAUGAAGGCGCAUUUAGAUGAUGUAAUGACAGAUAGCAAUGAAGCAGGUAGCAAACGUGUCAUUGAAGAGGAUGGUAAAUAUGCAUUUCUCAUGGAAUCGGCUUCAAUAGCAUACGUGUCCCAAAGAGAGUGCAAUUUGACCCAAAUCGGUGAUCCUUUGGAUACAAAAGGAUAUGGAAUUGCCAUGAAAAAAGGUUUCAAAGAUAGAGAUAAAUUAAAUACAGCUGUAUUGCAAAUGCAGGAAAGUGGUUUGUUAGCGCAGUUAAAGGAUAAAUGGUGGAAAGAAAAAAGAGGGGGAGGAAAAUGCACGGCUGAGACUAGCUCCAGUUCGCCAGCGGAAUUGACACUAGAUAACGUUGGGGGAGUAUUUUUAGUUCUAGGAGUUGGAAUAGCAGUAUCAAUAGUUCUUUCCGUAUUGGAGAUGUUGCAUGCAGUAUUUGUCACAUCAUUACGUGAAAAGGUGUCAUUUAAGCAAGUACUAAAACAGGAAUUGAAAUUCAUAAUGCAAUUGAAGCGAACAGUGAAACCAGUCAGAUGUAGAAGGUCAUCGCACUCUACAAGAGAAGAGACAAGUGCUCGAGGGAGUACCCCUUCUUACAAUGUAAUGCCGAAUGUAAUUGCGGUUUCGCAUGGUGAAAAUUACUCAUAGAGUAUUGUCCGAUAUUAUGAGCUAUUUAUAAUCUGAUGGAGAAAUAAUAAUAAUGAGUAGUACUGUACAAGAGAUUUCAUAAACAAAUGAAGCAGGAAGAAAUUUGUUUCGAAAUGCGUUUCUACUUCCCAGCAUGCCAAGAUCAAUAUAAGGGUAGUAAAUAUGAAAUGGGACGAUGAGGAACAAAGGAUAUGGAGCAGGAUAGUAAGUUAGAGAAAAUUACUGCCCACCAGAGGGAACCACAAUCCAAUUGGCUCUGAAGGCCAAAUCUGGAUGGCAAAGAGGGGAUGCUGAGCGAGAAACAAGAGGGUGGUGUCGACAAGUGCUAUUGCGUCGAAGCGAGACUAGUUCACUUUUCAGUUGAUGAAAAAUUCCGGUUUCGGUUUAAUAACUUGAAUAUUUUGAUCACCCGUUCCUGCUAAUAUUAUCAAUCAUCUUUGUCUGUACUAUUUAAUUAAUUAUCCCUUCUACGACAACAUAACUAUGUAGUACGCCGUAUUGAGGGUGAGAAAAAGAGAGAGAGAGAGAGGGAGGGAGAGAGAAAAAAACCUGCUUCAAAUGAAGAUAUAAAAAUAUUCAAUGAAAUAUUAUAACAGAAGAAAAGAAAUUUCACCCAUUAAUUUCAUAUGUUGUCAAAACAAUCGUUAAUAUAAUACAGGGAAUAUACUUUGCUUCAUAUUAGCAAAGAUGGUGUAAAUCGCUGUUAGUGUAAUUAAAAAAUAAAAGAGUGUGAGAGAGUAAAAUACACUAA